Cotesia congregata is the source of this 1233-nucleotide messenger RNA. Lineage: Eukaryota; Metazoa; Arthropoda; Insecta; Hymenoptera; Braconidae. The record is from the annotation of a GenBank genome assembly.
AUGGAUAAGACGACUAUAAGUCACCACGCUUCGAUUAAAAUCACGCGCUUUUGUAUGACCGGAAUCGGUAUGUGGACGUCGGAAAAUCCUCGAGACAAAAUUAUUUCAAAUAUUAUACUGAGUUACACUAUUGCGACAACAAUAAUUGCACUUAUUGUUGAAGGAUUCGACUGUUAUCAUUGUUUAGGUGACUUACACGCUAUUUCUUACACAGCACCUUGUACAAUUACUGUAAUCAUCGAGCUAUUCAAGUUGACAAAAUUUGUUAUCAACCGAAGUGAAGUGCUGGCUUUUAAUGACUACACAUAUCGCACAUUUUGGAGUAUCACAUACAACGAUUCAGAGCGUAGAAUUUUAGAUAGCUGUAACAAUAAAAGUAUCAAGAUAAUAGUCGUUUAUAUUAUUAUACUACAACUUAUUGCUUGGGAAUAUUUGAGUAUUCCAAUAAUCGAAUCCUAUGGAAAAAAUACUUCUGAAAGAAGUUUACCUUUUAAUUUAUGGUUUACAUUUUUUCCAUUUAAAGAAACGCCUUAUUAUGAAAUAUGUUUUACCUUACAAUCAGCAGCAACAUUGAGUGUUUGUGUCUGUGCAACAACAUUUGCAACAUUUUUAUUCACAAUAAACCUUUACGUUACUGGGCAGUUCAAAAUACUGCAACGAAGAUUGGAAACAGCUUGUCAAACUAAAAAUAUUGAAAAAAUAGAAUCAAUUAAACAAAUAAAUUUCAUUGUUGAAGAAUCGUAUACUAACCUUCAGAAGUGUAUCGAACUACAUCAACUACUCAUCCUGUACAUUGAAAGAAUAGAAAAAUUAUACUGCCAAAUAAUGUUGGUCCAAACACUAGGCAGUGUAUUGCAGAUCUGUUUCUCUGGAUUUCAAAUUUUAUUAGGAGUCGACAAUUCAAUUCUUCGAACGAUGCUGAGUAUAGUUUUUCUAAGUGGAUCUAUCAGCCAACUCCUUUUAUACUCCUGGUCAUGUCAUGAGAUCAUCGUCGAGAGUCUAGAAGUCGCUGAAGCUGCUUAUCGAGCGUACUGGUAUAAUUUGAGCUGGUCCAAGUAUGGAAAGUCUUACAGACAAGCUUUGUUGAUUAUUAUUGCGAGAUCAAGGAGACCCUGUGUUCUGACUGUUGGAAAAUUUGUACCUGUGUCUCUGGAAACAUUUACUUCAGUGUUUAAUACUUCGCUAUCGUACUUUACAAUUUUACGCCAAAUGAACGAAGAAAUAGAAGAUAAU